Messenger RNA from Colletes gigas, 2812 nucleotides. RefSeq names its product jerky protein homolog-like. Lineage: Eukaryota; Metazoa; Arthropoda; Insecta; Hymenoptera; Colletidae. Gene Ontology annotation, molecular function: DNA binding. Gene Ontology annotation, cellular component: nucleus. The record is from RefSeq and is a predicted model, not a curated record. The coding region runs from base 491 to 2062 and encodes 523 amino acids. The transcript is spliced from 2 exons.
UGUAAUGGACAAUGAAUUUUCCAUUUUUUUAUUGUACGCUUUAAUUUUUCAUAUCUAUAAAUAUCAGAAAAAUGUUAAAUUUGCAGUAUAACAUAGCCAGUGAUAAAGACCACACACACAGAAGUAUAGAUACAAAUGUUAAACUAAAAAUUUGUUAAAAUUGACGUUGACUCUUUUUCUAAAUACAAUUAAAUUUCCCUCCAUACGUAUCGUAGUCCUCUGCCUAAGUCUUGCCGCCAGUAGCGCUACAAACGCUAUACCGUAAGCAUACUGCGAGUUGUAUUGUUGUAUGUCCCUGCGGACAAUUUAAAGAUGGCUGCACUUUAUACUCGUGCGUAAUAGAUGGACCGUACGAUACUCGUUUUAGUACUAUACUGAAGCUAUUUUUUGUACGCACGCGUGAAAAACGCGAUUCGUCCGGAGCAUUGAUACGAUCGAGGAGAACGACUUAUUUCUCGCAUUCGCAAGGUUAUAUUAAGCGGCGAAAAAAAUGGAGAACAGCAUUAUAAAUAAGAAAACCGUGCUUUCCAUACAACAGAAAUUGGAUAUUGUGAAGAAAUUGGAUGCUGGUGUCCCUAUAAGUGAAAUAGUUGGUGACUAUUCUGUUCAUCCUUCAACGGUUCGUCGCAUCCGGCGAAAUUGCUUAGCGUUGCACCGCCUUGGUAGCCUGGGUGCUCACGUUCGAAGAAGGAAGAGGCUGCGGAAACCGAGAAACGAAGAACUGGAAAAUCGCCUUCAUACAUGGUUUUUACAACGAAAAGCAUUGGGGGAUCCAAUCACCGAUUUAUUACUGCAGAAACAGGCGCAAGAAAUGGCUAGACAGUUCAAGGGAUCAACAGAAUUUAAGGCUAGCAUGGGGUGGCUGGCAAAAUUUAAAAACCGCCAUAACAUUCGCUUAAUCAAUAUUUUUGGUGAUAAAGGUAGCACGGAUGUAGCUGCUGCUGAAGAUUUUGCAGCAUCCUUUACUCAUAAACUAAAAGAAGAAAACAUUCGAUACGAGAAUGUGUACAAGAUAGAUGAAACUGGUUUGACAUGGAAAGCUAUACCCAUGAAACAGAAACAGUUGAAGAAAGACCGAGUAAGCUUCUGCUUGUGCUCCAAUGCAACAGGUACCCACAAACUAACACCAUUAUUCAUAUAUAAAUACAAAAAUCCAAGAGCACUGAAGAACAUGAGAAAUCAGUUGCCAGUGGUAUUUAAAACACAAAAACGUGCUUGGGUAGAUCGGACAGUAUUUAGAGAUUGGUAUGAAAAUUAUUUUAAACCAGCUGUGAGAAAACAACAAUUGGAAAGCGGUAGAAUUGGAAAAGUUUUUCUCUUGGUAAACAACUGUCAAGAUCAUAAAUUCAAUCAGUCUGAAUAUGAAGAGGACAAUUGUUUUCGGAUUGUGUGCUUUCCAUCCAAAACCACCUCUGUUUUACAACCAAAGAAUCAAGGAAUUAUAGCCAAAAUAAAAAGUUCCUUUCGUCAGAAAAUGUUGCAACGAAUUCUGUCCUACCCUGGUGGAAUACAGGAAUUUUAUCAAAAGUACAACAUAAAAGAUUGUAUUAAUUUUCUCCACGAGGCUUGGACAGAAUUGACCACGACAGAUAUCGUAAAUGCAUGGAGGAGAAUUAUCCAGACCAUGCCUCGGGUCGCGCCAACCACGGAAGAAGCUAUCGAUCCGUUGGAACCCCAAUUCGAAGAUAUGAUAAAUGCUAUAAUCGGCGAGGAACCCUCUCAAGAAAGAGUCAGUGUAUUUCUAUCGACGUGCGAUGAAGCAGAGAACAAUUUUUCCGAAGCGGAGAAUAAUUUUUAUGAAGAUGAGACGGACGAAGCGGAAGAAGAAGAUUCCGGAAGGCAUCUGUGGCAAGAGCAAGAAAAUAACAAUUUUUCAAAACCGCUCGAUGAACGAUGCUUAGAAAAGGAGGAAGAAGAAGAAGAAUAUCCACUGGAAGACACGCGAAAGAAAGAAUUGGAAGAAGCUUUCCACAUUUUAACGAAACAUGCCGAACACGAGUCCCGAUUCAUCCAACUAACGGUUGCAAAUUUACAAGAACAUUUUCUAAGAAGAAAAAAGUAACGAAUGAACGGUUUGGUAAUUGAAGAAAUUUCUGACACGAACCAAAAGCAACCGACAUUUCUAAUGUCCACCAGAUAAGUAGUCCUGGAUAUAACGAUGCGUACAUAGGGUAUAGUCGGAGACAUAGACAAACUGAGGGAGUGCAAUGAAGUACAACCCACGUAAAAACUAUGGGGGAGAAACUGGAAAACUUCCUAAAAAUAUUCCUUACAACAACACUAAACGAGAACUGUUUAAGGAAAGGAAUCCAUUGAGCUCAGAGAAAUAAGAUACAAAAUCAACAUCCCCUGGUGGGAAAAGUAGUUCGAUGUUUUGAUCUUUGAGAACAUAUGUAUGUCAGGGAAAGAAGCGGUCAAGGAGAAUUUAAAAAAAGAUUUCGUUGCUCAGAAGAGCGAUAAGGAACGUCGAUCAGAAACUUUAUAUCGAGAGGGAAAUUGUUCUAAGCGGAUCAAAGCUCUCUCUCCUGGUAGGAGUUAGUAGACUGUAAACUAUAGUAGAGAUGUAAACAUUCAUUAGUUUUCUUCUCACAAACGGACAGUAGAUACUACGCAGAACGAUUUCCCAAUUAUCGAAAUCUCGAUAGGAUAAAAAAAUUAAGAAGGCAGCGAAGAAAGCUAUAAUAAAGAAAUAACAAGAUCGAUCGUAGGGAAGAAAAAUAAUUAAACGUCACAGUUAUUCUGUAAUAAAUGCUUUAACUAAAGUUCCUAUCUUAAUCGAUGUUACUUUAUUUAAACUUUAAAAAAUUGUAUA